Stereum hirsutum FP-91666 SS1 is the source of this 2535-nucleotide messenger RNA. RefSeq lists its product as uncharacterized. The transcript is spliced from 2 exons. Gene Ontology annotation, molecular function: protein binding. The record is from RefSeq and is a predicted model, not a curated record. The coding region runs from base 1 to 2535 and encodes 844 amino acids. Lineage: Eukaryota; Fungi; Basidiomycota; Agaricomycetes; Russulales; Stereaceae.
AUGCUCAGAGCGUCCUCUCUGGGCCUCACUCACUCUUCGUCUACGCGGACAUACCGAACUCUAGACCCUCGCAUAAUAUGGCACAAAAGCCCCAGUCUAUCCGCCGCCGCCUGUCGCCUCAUCCCACAACGCGCCAAGUUCAACCGUCUAUUAACGGCACCUGGUCCUCCGACUGCCUCUGUUCUUACUACCCGCAGUGCUCAUAUCGACAAUAUAUAUGCGAAAUGCGCAAGUGUCAGUCUUCAUUCGAACACGUUCAAGUGCACGCGACAUCCAACCCAAGAUUGCACCGAAACCAGGGAUAUUCGGAGCGCUCCCAUAGGACGCGAAGGACGUACACGAAGUGUCGCUGCGAGAUCUUGUGGAGAAGAAAACGGAGAAGACAUACGUAUCCGCCCUCUCAUCUUCGUAUAUGCCACACCGAAUAUCUCCUUGGCAUUUACACCAACAAACCCCAGACACUCUCUUGCAAAACACCAUCCAUCACACGACCGGAAUACGCCAUCCUAUAUACACUCGUCUUCAUCCCCACACCCUCAAGUUCGAAUGAACCUCGGAGACGAUGCACCAGACCUGUCUCUCGAGAUCGAAGCGCUUUUCAACCCUCCAGAACCCAGCUACAGCAUGCCAGCACCACUUCGUCCACAUCCCUCUCGUCGUUCGGGCAAACCCCUUAUCGACGAACGUACCCCUCGAGCUGGCACAAAGACUGGCGACCAGGGCGAUGUCAGUUUGUGCCCUGCUGUCGGAGUUGCUGACCGACGAGGCCAACUGCUGGACAUUAUCGCCCGUACAGACUCCGUAGAUGACGCUUGGAAAGCCUAUCACGAGCUUUCAGCGAUGUCACCCACAAGCGAUUCCAUCAGCUCAACGUCUGCACUUCUCGAAUCCGCGCACCAAUUAUCUCAUCCUUCCCCUGUCACAGAUCUCGCUCCUUCCAUUCAUCGCAAUAUUCCUUACCGUCAUAUACAUCGUCUUGCUCGCCUCAUCUGCACCAUGAAACCCACCCGCACGCGCUUCCUCCGCCUUCUCACCGUCCUCUCUUAUCUGCACCGCAUUGGCGGACAGGUCGCCAUUUGGGAAUGGAACGCUCUGAUCGAUUUUGCUGGGAGGCAUUGGCGGAAGAAACGAGCGGAGGACUUUAAAACGGCCCUCGACCUCUACCACGACAUGAUGAACGGACGCGAGCCCGGCGCGACUUUUCUUGCCAAUACCGAGGGCGAAGGUGCAAGGAGUUUCGACGACGAGUAUGGGUAUGAGACCGAAGUGGUGGACAAUUCUUCGCGAGGCAAGGUCGAGCCCGAUAUCGUCACUUACACCACGCUUCUGAACCUCGCGGGCCUUACGGGCGACCCGGCUCUCGUCCAAUAUGCCUCAUCACUGCUGGAACGGUCUGGCUGCAGGCCCAAUCUUCAUUCCCAUCUCUCCCUCCUUGGAUACUUCGUUCGGCGCGGUGAAAUUCGUGGUGUCCGCGAGACGCUGCUCAAGAUGCGGCAGCAGGGUGUAGAAGUGAAUUAUGUAAGCGUGAAUGCGAGCAUGUGGGCGUUCGCGUGGAACAAGAGACUGGAUGUCGCGAUGCGGAUUUAUAGGGUUAUGAGGUGGCAGUUGCAGGAGCAGAUGAGAAAGGCAGAGGAGUUCGAUGGUCACGGUCAAGCUCAAGCUGGUGUAUUGGGUCCCUCCAACGAAGGGAAGGGAGAAGGACCUGUGGCUGGGAACAGUCCUCGUAGCGCCCGUGCGCUGGAGGAGAUGCAUAGGGCCCAGGACGAGCUCUUGGAGAUCGAGAUGGAGAGAUCGUGGCUCCUCAGAGAGGAAAACGUCGUGAUUCCGUCUGAUGUGGUACCGAACAAGAUUUCAUACCUCAUGCUCAUACAAGCAUGCGCGUAUGACGGGAAGUUCACGAGGUGCUUGGAGGUAUUCGCGGACAUGUUGACUGCCCCUGCGGGAGUGGCGGACGAUGGUGUACCAAAAGCUGUCCAGAGGAUGCGGAAUUCCCUUUCAGGUGUUAGUCCGAAUGGACCGUUUAGGGACGGGGUUAGGCACGAAGCAGAGCCAGAGCCAACGUUUCAGCCCAACAUGACAUCGUUCCGCGCCAUUUUUAUCGGAUUCUUCAGACACACCCAAACACCAUCUCAGCCUCCGCGCCCGUCGUCCGCUUCGCUGACCAGACAACCUCCCGACGCCCAUUUCUCUAAUCCUCGACUAUCCUCUUAUUCCUGGUCCUCGUCCUCACUAUCUUCUCCUGCAUUCUCUUCGACAUCCCAAGAAGAUUGGAACCUCUCGAACCUCGAACUGCUUUUUCAAAGUUUCCUUGCGCUCCCAAAAGACAUCCAUCUCCGCGCCCCGGUUGUUUAUUGGAUUUUGAUGGCGUUCAGUAAGGCGAGCGGUCAUGAUUUAGAGGUCAUGGAAAGCGUGAUUCGAAGGUUGGAAGAGAGGUUCUAUAUUCCGUGGGGUGGUGGGAGAUUGUGGAGGAUCAGGGAUAGGGUGAGGAAUUCCGACGAUGGGCGGAAAGCUUCUAGGUGGCAGGAUGUACAGUAG